AUGGCUGAAAUUGCUGCGGCCGCUGGAUUGGCAACCGCUGGUGUCGGGAUUGCUGCUAUGAUAGUACAGGGUGACCCCGUUGAUAACAUGCUUAUUCUUCGAUUUUCUGAUGGUGAAUUCGAUGAAAAUGCAACCAAGAUUUUUCAGUCCAGGCUCCAAAAUGAUUCAAAAUUUCGACAGAUUGCCAUUACAUGGCAAACCGAGUUCGAAAAACAAUCACGCACACCUGGUGGAGCACAGACUGCCGGACGUAGGGCCAAGCGCUUGGAGAUGAUACUGAGGCGCAGUCCUGCACGACCAGCACAAGGUUCGCCAAGCAAACAAGGACCCGGAUCUGAACGACAACUUAAAGGUCAACAAGGCCGUGGCACACAGAAAACCCCAGGAUUUACGGCAUCCCAAGAACUACAUGGCCCACAGGGCCAAAGUAGUAUUCAGGGCCGGACCCUGUCUCCGAGAGGCCAUGGAAAGGCUGACUGA
Endocarpon pusillum Z07020 is the source of this 480-nucleotide messenger RNA. RefSeq lists its product as uncharacterized. The record is from RefSeq and is a predicted model, not a curated record. Lineage: Eukaryota; Fungi; Ascomycota; Eurotiomycetes; Verrucariales; Verrucariaceae. The transcript has 2 exons. The coding region runs from base 1 to 480 and encodes 159 amino acids.